This is a messenger RNA of Ctenopharyngodon idella (grass carp), 3452 nucleotides long. It is a transcript of the gene zer1, whose product is annotated as zyg-11 related, cell cycle regulator. The coding region runs from base 258 to 2576 and encodes 772 amino acids. Gene Ontology annotation, cellular component: Cul2-RING ubiquitin ligase complex. The transcript is spliced from 16 exons. NCBI's taxonomy places the organism in Eukaryota, Metazoa, Chordata, Actinopteri, Cypriniformes, Xenocyprididae. Gene Ontology annotation, molecular function: protein binding. The record is from RefSeq and is a predicted model, not a curated record.
CAAUCACACCGAACAGGAAGUGAUCGUGUCGCGUGCACAGGUGACCCGGAUGUGGCGCAGGUUGUGUUGACAUCAGAGCGGCGGCGAUCAUCAUCAGAUCAUGUUCAUAUUUCUGAGUUUCUUGUGAAUCGAAGCGGCGCGUCAGUCGGUGUGCGGGCGUCAGGUGGAGCGUCUUCUCUUCCAUCUCGAUGUCUGGCGCCUGAGAUCCGGGCCGCAGUCGUGUUGUUGUUCUGUCGUCCUGCUGAUCGACCGUCGUCAUGGCGACUAAAGUAGGAGACGACCCGGAGAGCCUGAUGUCUCUGUGCACCGUCUUCUGCCUGAAGAACCUGCGGAGAACCAUGUGCUACAGCGGAGAGCGGAACCGGCUCUGCCUGCGUCCGGACGUCUUCCUGCCCAGCGAGAUCUGCGACAGGCUGGUGAACGUGUACAUGGAUCUGGUGCACACUGACAGCGACUUUGAGCCGCAGGACGGCUUCUUCCAGCUCUUCAGUGACCCGCGCAGCACCAGAAUCACCCGCCUGCAGCUGAGGGAGGAUUUGGUCCGGGACCGAGACCUGGAGGCCGUCGGGAAACAGGAUCUGAUCGAGCUCCAUCUGACCUACUGUAACCAUCUGACGGCGCGCGGCCUGCGGACGCUCUCCAACUUCAGACACUCGCUGCUGUCGCUCAGUCUGUUCGGCUGCUCCAACAUCUUCUUCAAGAAGGUCGGUGGGCCGCUGGCGUAUGGCGAGGAGGACGACGAUCUGGAGGAGGGUCUGCGCCCGCACACGGUGGACCAGAACUUCAGCUUCCAGGGCUUCAACCGUCUGCGUCUGCUGAAUCUGGGCGGCCUGACGCCGGAGGUGGACGUGGAGGCGCUGCUGAGGCCGCUGCCGUCGCUGAGCUCUCUGGACCUGUCGGGCGUCCAUCUGCCCCGGCCGGCGUUCCUCACGCAGUGGAAGGAGCGUCUGGCGUCUCUGGUGCUGUAUAACGUGGAGCUGACGGAGGAACUGAUCCACACGCUGCUGCAGAUGAGCCGACUGAGACACCUGGAUAUCUCACGAGAGAACCAGAGGACGUCUAAAUUCAAGAUGACGAGGAAGAUCUUGAGCAGCAUCGCUCAGGGUUUGGUCAAUCUGGUGUCUCUGGACAUCUCUGGACACAUCAUGCUGGAUAACUGCACAGUGCCGGCGUUUGAGGACGCCAUGGGCCGGCCGAGCAUCGAGCCGUGUAAGAGCAGCAUCUACCCGUUCCAGGAGCUGAAGAGGCCGCUGCAGUUCUUGGGCCUGUACAACACCACGCUCUGCACCGUCACACACAUACCGGCGUACAAGGUCACCGGCUCCAAGAACGAGGAUCAGAUUCUGAACGCUAUCGAGGCGUACACCGAGCAACGGCCCGAACUCGCCCAUCGAGCCAUUAACCAGCUGUUUGACAUCGCCAGAAUUCAGCACUGCAGUCAACUGCUGCGAGCACUGCAGCUGGUGAUCACAGCGCUGAAGACUCAUAAAUAUGACAAGAGCAUUCAGGUGACGGGCAGCGCCGCUCUGUUUUACCUCACCAACACGGAGUACCGCAGUGACCAGAGUGUGCGUCUGCGCAGACAGGUCAUACAGGUGGUGCUCAACGGCAUGGAGCAGUACCAGGAGGUCACGGUUCAGAGGAACUGCUGCCUGACGCUGUGUAACUUCAGUAUUCCGGAGGAGCUGGAGUUUCAGUAUCACAGAGUCAAUCUGCUGCUGCUGAAGAUCCUGGAGCCGGCGCGUCAGGACGAGUCCAUCCAGCGCAUCGCCGUCCACCUGUGCAACGCUCUCGUCUGUCAGGUCGACAACGACCACAAAGAAGCCGUCGGCAAGAUGGGAUUCGUCAAGACGAUGCUGAAUCUGAUCCAGAAGAAGCUGCAGGACAGAAUGUGUGAUCAGGUGAUGGAGUUCUCCUGGAGCGCGCUGUGGAACAUCACCGACGAGACGCCGGAUAACUGCCAGAUGUUUCUGGAGUGUAACGGCAUGAACCUCUUCCUGGAGUGUCUGAAGGAGUUUCCUGAUAAACAGGAACUGCACCGAAACAUGCUGGGGCUGCUGGGUAACGUGGCCGAGGUGAAAGCGCUGAGACCGCAGCUGCUGACGAAGCAGUUCAUCAGCGUCUUCAGUGAGCUGCUGGACAGUAAGGCGGACGGCAUCGAGGUGUCCUAUAACGCCUGCGGAGUUCUGUCGCACAUCAUGUUUGACGGGCCCGAUGCCUGGGACAUGGAGGAGCCCAAGAGGUCACAUGUCAUGGACAAAAUGUGGGCGGCCAUCCGAAGCUGGGACGUUAGCUCGCGACGCAACAUCAACUACAGGUCGUUUGAGCCCAUCCUGCGUCUUCUCCCUCAGAGCGGCGCUCCGGUCAGUCAGCAUUGGGCCACAUGGGCGCUUUAUAACCUGGUGUCAGUUUACCCGAGUAAAUACUGCCCUCUGCUGAUAAAGGAGGGAGGAAUCAUUCUGCUGCAGAAAGUUCUAGAGCUGGAAUCUUCUCACCAAGAGACCAAGGACAUGGCGCGGAAAGUGAUGGAUCAGUGUGAGAACUUCAAGGAGGAUCCCAUGGACACCAGCAGGUAAAGGUGCAGCGGACUUCAUCUGAUAAUGAUGAUGAUGAUGAUCCUCACUGGCACUGACGGCACGGAUCAGGACGAGGACGUCACGCUGCUCUCCUACAACACACGUCUGUCACACUACAGUGAGGUCACGAGUGCGUGCGUGUGUGUGUGUGUCGGGCUUGUUUCUGUGUUGCACAUGGACAGCAGUGACAGCUGCGUCAUUCUAGGGGUGUUUUCUUUCUGUUUUUAUUUGUGCCCGAGUGAAUGUGUGUGUGUGUGUGUGUGUGUGUGUGUGUGAGGACGAUCUGCUCGUGUCCUUGUCAGGAUCAACCAUGAUUAUUUGUCUGGCGUCUUCAGAGAGACGGACCCGUGCGUUUCUCUGCCGCAUAAGCUUCUCUCUGUGAUCAUCAAGCCCGGGAUCGAUCAGAAAGCGCCGUCGAGCCGCUCGGUUCCUCUCCUCGUGUCGGGAAGAAAGUUCUCUGGGUUUGUUCCGUCUGGAUGUUUUUUAUUGAAACUAUUAAAAGACUCCCGGUUGGAAAUCUCACACACGUUCUCAGAAUUCAAUCACACAUCUAUCAUUAAAGCGAUUAUCUUUUGGGGAAGUUCAUCGUUUUUUUGUUUCUUCUGUUGUAUUUUUAAUCAUAAUCACUUUUUAUUUGCAAUCUCAUUAUGAAGCUGAUCGAUUCGCAGUCGGAGUCAGCGUUUGCGUGUGUUUAUCUCCAGGAACGAUGAUGGUUUAUCAGACGUGCUUUUAUCUGUGCUGUUAAAUUGUUUUUCUACACGGUUUUGAACUGCAAUAAAACCAUGAUGUACUGAAGUAAGAUGUCCACACAACACUGGGUGUAAAGAGAGAUUAAUAAUAAUAAUAAUAAUAAUAGUUGUCAAACACUCUGUUACA